AUGACGGUCGAAGCCGUCGAGAAGGUGGCGCUUCUGGAAGACGGUGCAAGCAUCAAGGAAAGCGUCCGGCGGCACCGGUGGUUCAUCGGUGUGCUGUGUGUCGUGGUCGUGGCCAUAAUCUGGACGUUUGCCAGUGUGCUUGUGCAAUACGUGUUUCACGACCUAGGGUUUUCCAAACCAUUCUUCCUCACGUACAUUGCGAACUCGCUGUUUGCGGUGAACCUGCCGCUGUAUUGCAUCGGGACCAAGAUCGGGUACAUCAAAACCGAAACUCACGUGGGUGUGCGCGAUACACUGCGGGUCAGCGCGAUUGUCGCUCCAUUAUGGUUUGUCGCCAACUGCGCAUACAACUUCAGCCUGAACAUGACAAGCGUUACGAGCAGCACAAUCAUCAGCUCCACUUCGUCCAUGUUCACCUUUGCCUUGAGUGUGUUUUUCCUUGGCGAGAAGUUCGCUUGGUUCAAGUUUGCGGGAGUUGCCUUUUGCAUGGCGGGAAACAUCUUCACGGUCUUGCAAGAUGGCUCGUCCGGCGCAGCCGACUCGUUCACGGGCGACACGGUCGCACUCGUUUCUGCCUUUAUGUACGCUGUCUACACGUCCACGAUGCGCAAGUACAUUCCAGACGACUCCAGCAUGAGCCUUUCUCUCUUCUUUGGGCUCCUUGGUCUGCUCAACUUUGUCUGUUUGUUGCCUGUGGUGCUUGCUCUGCACUUCUCCAAUGUCGAAUCGUUGCAGGAGCUGACCGUGGAGAUCCUUGGACUCUUGACCGUCAAGGGUCUCUUCGACAACGUGCUGUCCGAUUACCUGUGGGCGCUUGCCAUGUUGUACACAACACCGACCGUCGCGACCAUCGGGUUGUCGUUGACCGUGCCAUUCGCCAUCUUCUCGGAUCUCAUCUUUCAUGGGGUUUCUCCUACGGCGGUGGUCAUCUUUGCGUCCAUCUUUGUCAUCACGGGUUUCGUCCUUAUCAAUAUGAGCAGCACAGGUGCAGGGUACGAUUUGUCGGCGGGCACGUUCUCGCCGGAUGGCCGCAUCUUUCAAGUCGAGUACGCCAAGAAGGCCGUCGAGAACAGCGGGACUGCCAUUGGCAUUAACUGCAAAGACGGUGUCGUCAUGGGCGUUGAAAAGAUUCUUCUCUCCAAGUUGCUCGUGCCCGGGACGCACCGCCGCAUUCAUGCCAUCGAUCGCCACGUUGGCUUGGCCAUUUCCGGCUUGGUCGCGGACGGUCGUCAGCUGGUCAACCGCGCUCGUGAAGAAGCUGCUUCGUACAAGAAAAACUACGGAAGUCCGAUUCCUCCUCAGAUGUUGGCGGAUCGCAUGAGUCAAUACGUGCAUUACUACACGCUGUACGGAUCUGUGCGUCCCUUUGGCACAUCCAUCAUGCUUGCCGGGCGCGACGUGGACACGGGCAAGACGUUUCUGAAUGUGAUCGAACCAUCGGGCGUGUCGUACCGAUUCCGUGGCGCGGCCAUGGGGAAAGGCGAGCAAGCGGCCAAGACUGAGAUUGAAAAGUACAAACUCUUUGACCUGACCUGUCGCGAAGCUAUCAAAUACAUCGCCAAAAUUUUGAAUGUCCUGCACGACGAAGUCAAGCACCCAUUCGAACUCGAACUGAGCUGGCUGUGCGAAGAAUCCAACUGGCAGCAUCAGCUCGUGCCGGCUAACAUCCGAGAUGACGCCACCGCGUGGGCCCUUCAGUCGAUUCAAGACGAUGACAUGGCCGAUGACGACGACGACGCGUAG
Messenger RNA from Aphanomyces invadans, 1743 nucleotides. RefSeq lists its product as hypothetical. The transcript has 9 exons. The record is from RefSeq and is a predicted model, not a curated record. Gene Ontology annotation, biological process: regulation of peptide transport; ubiquitin-dependent protein catabolic process. Bases 1 to 1743 code for a protein of 580 amino acids. Gene Ontology annotation, cellular component: proteasome core complex; proteasome core complex, alpha-subunit complex; membrane. Lineage: Eukaryota; Oomycota; Saprolegniomycetes; Saprolegniales; Verrucalvaceae.